Ochlerotatus camptorhynchus is the source of this 1661-nucleotide messenger RNA. Its product is annotated as myrosinase 1-like. The record is from RefSeq and is a predicted model, not a curated record. Bases 58 to 1644 code for a protein of 528 amino acids. The transcript has 4 exons. NCBI's taxonomy places the organism in Eukaryota, Metazoa, Arthropoda, Insecta, Diptera, Culicidae. Gene Ontology annotation, molecular function: beta-glucosidase activity. Gene Ontology annotation, biological process: carbohydrate metabolic process.
UAUACACACCGGUCAGUAGCAUUAGGGCGGCACCUGGGAUUGGACCACAUUUGAACCAUGAAGUGCUUUGCAUUGGCCUGUUUACUCUUGACCGUUGGUCUUGCAAACGCCCAGCGAGAAUUUCCUGAUGAUUUCCAGUUCGGGGUAGGAACUUCUGCUUACCAGAUUGAGGGAGCAUGGAACGAAGACGGCAAGGGCGAAUCCAUCUGGGACCACCUGGUUCACAAUCAUCCGGACAAGAUUACCGACCGUUCGAAUGGUGAUGUGGCUUGCAACAGUUAUCAUCUGUGGCGACGUGAUGUGGAGAUGCUGAAAGAUCUCGGAGUUGACAUCUAUCGUUUCUCGAUUGCGUGGACGCGUAUCAUGCCCACCGGAAUCAGCAAUGAGAUCAACGCGAAGGGAGUAGAGUACUACAAUAACCUUAUCAAUGCUCUGCUGGAAAAUAACAUCACUCCCCUCGUGGUACUCUACCAUUGGGAUCUACCGCAACGGCUUCAGGAAAUAGGUGGUUGGACGAAUCGAGAAGUCAUCGGCCAUUUUCGAGAAUAUGCUCGAUUUGCUUUCCAGACAUUCGGCGACCGCGUCAAAUGGUGGACAACGUUCAAUGAACCGCUUCAAACGUGCCGACAGUCGUACGAAUGGGAUGCCAUGUCUCCUGGGCUUGAAUUCCCCGGUAUUCCCAGUUAUCUUUGCAGCCACAAUCUGCUACUAUCACACGCUGAAGCAGUUGAAGUGUACAAAACCCAGUUCCAGUCGAUUCAAGGUGGUAAAAUUGGUAUCACCAUCGAUUCUUCUUGGGCAGAGCCCCGUAGCAACUCAACCGAUGAUAUGGAAGCCUCGGAAAUUAAUAUGCAAUUCAUCCUCGGUUGGUACGCACAUCCUAUCUUCUCAACCCAAGGCAAUUAUCCACAAGUCAUGAUCGAUCGCAUCGGUAACUUCAGUCGGUAUCAAGGUUUUGCCAAGUCCCGUUUGCCGGUUUUCACGCAGGAGGAAAUCAACAAACUAAAAGGAUCGGCGGACUUCUUUGGCUUCAACACCUACACCACGGCUUUGGUCCACAAAAACGAUGCCGCCAAUACAGUUAACUACCCAGAGCCAUCAUUUGAUCAUGAUCGAGGCAUAAUUGAAUAUCAGGACCCCAGCUGGCCAGCAACGGGAUCCAGCUGGUUCAGGGUGUACCCGGAAGGUAUCUACAAUCUGCUUAAAUGGAUCAGUAAAGAGUACAACAAUCCUGAGGUCUACGUAACAGAGAAUGGAUACAGCGAUCGUGGGGGUACCCGUGAUGAAGGACGCGUAGAUUACUACAAAAGCUACCUGAAUUCUGUCCUGAAUGCCAUCAAGGACGGUUGCAACGUGAAAGGCUACGUAGCGUGGAGCUUGAUGGAUAAUUUUGAGUGGCGCGCGGGACUUUCGGAACGAUUUGGUUUGUACUUUGUGGACUACAACCAUCCGAAUCUGACCCGAGUGCAGAAGUCGUCGGCUAAGUUCUAUGCCAAUGUGGUGAAAACACAUACAAUUGAUAUGAAGUUGAUGCCAGAGCCUGAAGAAUAUACGCCAUACGAUAAGGGCACUGGAUCGAUGAUUAUCCCCACUAUUUCAGUUAUCUUUGCCAGCAUUGCAGUUCUAAUGAGGCAGCUGUUUUGAAAGAUAAGAUACAAGUA